AUUAUCACUUGUUUAACUGACUACAACGUUUAUGUGUUUUUAUUGAUUUUUUGGUGACAAUGUGGCAACAGAAUAGUCAAUUUUAUAUCUUUAAUGAUACAAGGAUCUGUCCCCAGCUUCAAGCAACUUUACACAGCAUGUUUGAAGAUAAAAUGGGUAUGACUGUUACUUCGGGCAGUGUGGUGUUAAGCAAAGAUGAGAAAAACUUGAUAGGUAUCAGUAUAGGUGGAGGAGCGCCCCUCUGUCCCUGUUUAUACAUCGUUCAGAUCUUCGACAACACGCCAGCCUCAAAAGAUGGUACAUUACAAAGUGGAGAUGAAUUGGUUGGUGUUAACGGACAAUCGGUUAAAGGCAAAACUAAGGUGGAAGUCGCUAAGAUGAUUCAGUCAGCUAAGGAUGAAGUAACAAUAAACUACAACAAACUACACGCGGAUCCAAAGCAAGGGAAAUCCUUAGACAUUAUAAUGAAAAAGAUGAAACAUCGUUUAGUUGAGAAUAUGUCUUCUGGAGCUGCUGAUGCCCUGGGACUCUCUAGAGCUAUUCUCUGCAAUGAUACGCUUGUAGCCAAGCUUAAUGAACUAAGGGAAACAGAGACGACUUAUAAAAGGCUUGUGGAAAAUGCUAAAAGAAUGCUGAAAGCCUACUUUGAUCUCCUACAAACGUACAAGUCAGUCGGGGAUAUCUUCGCCGCUAUAGGAGUGAGGGAACCCCAAGCAAGAGCCUCGGAAGCCUUCACAAAGUUUGGACAAUACCAUCGGCUGUUGGAGAGAGACGGUAUCAAGAUGCUAAAGGCCUUAAAACCGAUCCUAUCAGACAUGGGCACCUACCUCAAUAAGGCUAUACCAGACACAAAGCUCACGAUCCGUAAGUAUGCAGACACGAAAUUCGAGUACCUCUCAUACUGUCUGAAGGUAAAGGAAAUGGAUGAUGAAGAAUAUGGGUACAAUGCGCUGCAGGAACCGCUGUACAGAGUGGAGACUGGCAACUAUGAGUACAGCGAAUCCGUGGAGCAUUUGAAAGACAAUGCGACCUUGUUCCCGGUCGAAGUCGAUCUUUCACAAAACGCUUUCCAAUACAAGUCUACGGCGCAGAUUAUUCAGGACAAUCCAGAUGAAGAAGAAGACCUAGAAUUCGGCAAGGAGAUACACGAAUACCACGAUAUUGUAGAACUGGACAAUAAAGAAGCUAAACUUAUGAACAGGCGUCAGAAUAAAGACAAUGAUGACACAGAAUCGUCCGAACAACUCCUACCAGACUUUGAUAACGUCGCUCUAACUUACGACAAAGUGGAAAAAUCUGACAACAAUGACAAAACUGACAAUGUGGACAAUCUGACUCUGCUCACAGAAUUGGGAUUAGCUGACACGAAUGUACAAGAUGAUUUUGGUGAUUUCCAAAAUGGAUUGCUUGAUGAAUUUCUGCCUAAAGCCAGUGGGGAUGAUAAGAAUGAUAUAUUUGAUAAGCUGCUGAAUGAUUUUAGUCUCCUAAAUAAAUGA
Spodoptera exigua (beet armyworm) is the source of this 1496-nucleotide messenger RNA. NCBI's taxonomy places the organism in Eukaryota, Metazoa, Arthropoda, Insecta, Lepidoptera, Noctuidae. The record is from the annotation of a GenBank genome assembly.